Pestalotiopsis fici W106-1 is the source of this 906-nucleotide messenger RNA. RefSeq lists its product as uncharacterized. Bases 1 to 906 code for a protein of 301 amino acids. Gene Ontology annotation, cellular component: mitochondrial inner membrane. The record is from RefSeq and is a predicted model, not a curated record. The transcript is spliced from 2 exons. Gene Ontology annotation, molecular function: membrane insertase activity. NCBI's taxonomy places the organism in Eukaryota, Fungi, Ascomycota, Sordariomycetes, Amphisphaeriales, Sporocadaceae. Gene Ontology annotation, biological process: mitochondrial respiratory chain complex IV assembly; protein insertion into mitochondrial inner membrane from matrix.
AUGAUAACCCGUCUGCCCUUCAACAUUUACACCUCGCGACUACUGCAGCGCCGUUCUCAGAUUGCUCCUGUGCAGCAAGGAUGGUUCAUGAAGUUGUGGCAAGAUUCAAUUCGUGAAGGAGUGCCCCCAGAAGAGAUGAAAAAGGAAGUCGAGAAGCGAGCCAAAAAGCAAACCAAAAGGUUGUAUCGAGCUCUGGGUGUACAGCAGUGGAAAACGCUCUCAAUUCUGCUGGGCUUCCCGUUUUGGAUGAUGAGCCUCGAAGCGGUACGAAGAAUUUGUGGCUGGUCUCGAGGAUUACAGGCCAACACCAAUGUGGAUGGGAAUUCAGUGGCCAGUACACCGGCGCUGCAAGCUCCAUCAACGCCAUUAUCGGACACGGCACAAGUCGUGAGCAGCACUUCUGGGAAUGCUGCGGCCGUGUCUUCCAACGCAACGACGGUCGCCGACUUGCCGUCGACCGCUGCUCAGGUCUUGGAUCCAGCAUUGGCCAGUGAUGGAAUACUGUGGUUUACAGACUUGACAGCUGCGGAUCCUUACUUCAUACUUCCGACUUGCUACACGGUUCUGAUGGUGCUAAACGUGAUCCCGAAGGACGAAGGACAAGAAACCAUCGCAAUCGCAAGCACGUCCAUCACUCACGCUGGCCGACAAUAUCGGGGUCGAACCCGACUGGCGAGUUCGACUACUUCGAUCUAUGAUGGUGGCCUCGCCGGCUCUGUUGAUCGCCACCGCCAGCUUUCCAGCAGCAAUGCAUUUGUAUACCAUCCCUUCGCUGCUCGCUACCAUGGCAACGAGGUCAACACUUUCAAAGAUUUACCCUAUGGAACAGAGAGUCAAGUCCGCCAAGCUCAGAGAAUUCUCGGUCAUUCGGCCAGCGUUGGCAAAAUCCCAGAAUCGGUCGCCUGA